AUGUUUGCAAACACCAUUAGAGCUGCAAUUAGACAAAACACCAGAUUUGCUGUUAACCCAGCAAGACAACAAUUAAUUAACAAGUCUUUAAUUGCUUCAACUAUCAGAAACUACUCUGACCACCAUGAGGAGACCUUUGAUGAGUUCUCCACCAGAUACGAAAAGGAAUUUGAAGAAGCAUACGAUUUAUUUGAAGUCCAAAGAGUCUUGAAUAACUGUUUCUCCUAUGAUUUAGUUCCAUCUCCAUCUGUCAUUGAAAAGGCUUUGAGAGCAUGUAGAAGAGUCAAUGACUACGCUACUGCGGUCAGAGUCUUUGAAGGUUUGAAGUUUAAGGUCGAAAACAAGGAACAAUACGAGGCUUACUUGGAAGAAUUAAAGGAUGUUAGAGCUGAAUUAGGUAUUGAUUUAAAGGAAGAAUUAUUCCAAGAAUAA
Pichia kudriavzevii is the source of this 432-nucleotide messenger RNA. RefSeq lists its product as uncharacterized. Gene Ontology annotation, cellular component: mitochondrial inner membrane. Gene Ontology annotation, biological process: mitochondrial electron transport, cytochrome c to oxygen. The record is from RefSeq and is a predicted model, not a curated record. The transcript has a single exon. Bases 1 to 432 code for a protein of 143 amino acids. NCBI's taxonomy places the organism in Eukaryota, Fungi, Ascomycota, Pichiomycetes, Pichiales, Pichiaceae.